Messenger RNA from Stylophora pistillata, 1709 nucleotides. RefSeq lists its product as uncharacterized. NCBI's taxonomy places the organism in Eukaryota, Metazoa, Cnidaria, Anthozoa, Scleractinia, Pocilloporidae. The record is from RefSeq and is a predicted model, not a curated record.
GCAACUUUUAAGGCUUAUAUUAUCCUUUUUCGGAGUUUUCCUAGCUUUUAGACCAAGAACUGACUUAAUUUUGAUUAUAAGCGUUCAAGUUAUCGCUGUGCAACAUGAAUGUGUUACCAGACAUUGACAAGAUCGACAACGUCGUAAAGAUGGCAACCAUAAUGAGGUCGUUAAACAUUUCGGCCGUUGGGCUGUAAUCGUUAAACGAAAUGAAACAAAAAUUAAAAGUGACACUCUGGUCGUCAGAGAAAAAGUCAAGUUGGACGGCAAAGGAGGCGUUUUCAGUGUUGACGGAGGCAAAGAAAGAAGACGAGAAAAAACGAGCAACCUUGCUCGAUUUCUACAAACGCUCGGUUCUUUGUUUGAACAAGAUGGAUGAGAAGGUUCAAACCGUUUUGGAAAAGAACAUUGCAAACCUCAAGGACAAAAUCGUUUCCCACCAAAAAGAUCUUCUGCAAAAAGAGUACAUUGUUCUUGUUGCAGGCGAAACAAGGUCAGGAAAGAGCACCUUGUUAAAUCUUAUCCUUGGAGAGCAGCUUCUUCCUUACUCUCUUCUUAGUACCACAUCCGCCAUUUGUGAACUAAAAUAUGGAGAUACACCACAGCUGGUGGCACACUUUAAAGACAAAAAAUCAGGGGAUACCACAAAGACUGUCCUCUUAAAAAAGCCAUCCAAAGCCUUCAAGCAGACUUACCUUCAACAGAUUUCCACAUUUCUCCACCUGAAGACGGACAGCGAAAAGGGUUCAGAUUACGAAAAGGUUGAGCUGUUUUGGCCACACAAUUUAUUGAAGGAAAAUGUCGUAAUAGUCGAUAGUCCAGGAAUUGGGGAAUCUCCCAUCAUGGACGACAUAGUAAAGAAGUACCUCCCAGAGGCUUUUGCAUUUAUUUACGUCAUUAACAGUGAAAACGCCGGUGGAAUACAGCGAGACAGGGUAGAAGAACGUUUCGGACACGCCAGACAGGUAUUCCUUGAAAAACAAAGGGUAUCUUUGUCAAACUGUGCUCUGUUUGUUUGCAACAAGUGGGACCUGUUGCCGUCAGGAGAAACUGAUGAAGUGAAGAACUACAUCUUGAGGAAACUCAAGCAGUGCUGGCCUAGUUUAGAUCCAGAAUCUCAGAUUAUUUAUAUGUCGGCAAAACAUGCUAGUGAAGCCCAGAAGCUUGGAGUGGUCACGGAAGAGUUUGGUGAACUCAUGAAUGGUAUUAAGUCCAUGGUGUUGAAACUUGUUGAGGAAAGACUACAAAUUAAAAGGAGAUGGCUUGACUACGUCCUUGCACUUAUGGUCUACCACACGAAAACGUUCAUGCGCAAUUCUUCCGGAGAAGAGAGAAUGAAGUUGAUCCUUCAUGAUAUUGAAAGGUUGCAAGAUGCCGUAAGCAUGGAGAUGCAUACGUCUUUCAAAAAAGAGACAGACAAUGUUUGUGUCGUUCAUCAGGCCUUUUCAGUGUCAGACGCAAAGAAAGGAGACGAUAAAAAACGAGCGACGUUGCUCAAUUUCUACGAACGUACAGAUGUUUGUUUGAGCAAAUUGGGUGGAAAAGCUCUCGCCCUUUUGGAACAGACAAUCGGAAACUUCAAGGAGAAAAUAGUCGCUCACAAACAAAAUCUAAAAAAAGAAGAAUUCACUGUAAUCGUUGUAGGUACGUUGUUCUCGUUUUACACUGCUGAAAUUGAAACUUCCGCACCCAAUAGCCAUCUCCCUUAA